AUGCUUCACGCGCUUCUGAGCACAGACUCAUUGCCGAAAAAUUUGGCUUAUACAACGCUUGGAAGCGGCGGCGACGGUGACAGAGUGCAUGGUGGGAAGCAAGCGAGUGUCUCUGUUACUCAAUCGCUCCGGGACGUUGGGAUAACUCAGUGGGGCGGCGUCAAGGCUGGCGGCUGGUUUGGUCGCCACUCCAUAUUUUUUGGCUUCAUGCGAGUGCUUGGGCGGCGUCGGCUGUUUAUAGGCCUUCUUGUAACUUUAUUUAUGGUCGUGACGGUGCUCAUGCAAACAGGUCUUGGGACGCCUGAGCCAGAUGGCGCUUUGUCGAAGUUGCAGGCUGACCUUCUCGCGUGUCAAUCCCAGUUGCGGGUGAAGAAGUCCCCUCAGUAA
Messenger RNA from Trypanosoma conorhini, 387 nucleotides. RefSeq lists its product as uncharacterized. Lineage: Eukaryota; Euglenozoa; Kinetoplastea; Trypanosomatida; Trypanosomatidae. Bases 1 to 387 code for a protein of 128 amino acids. The transcript has a single exon. The record is from RefSeq and is a predicted model, not a curated record.